GUCAACUUUUUCAUACGUUCAGUUUUGUGAAACUCAAGUAGCCAACAAAGAGUUAACGUGCAUAACGUGACGGUGGCUUCAAAAGCACUCGUCGCUUUUGGGAGAGAAUUUUGACAGCAUAAAGCAGGGCAUGCAUUUCAGCGAGCGCAGAGCAGCGCUGUGUCGCUUCCUCAAACUCCACGUCGUCAGAUGGAUUUCUUUCAUUAUGCCAAUCAAGGAAGUGUUCAUUUUUCAGAUGUUGGCACAUCAGCGAUAUUUGCACUAAAUAGACUUUUCUCUGAUAUGGGUUGUAACUGACGUGUGAAUAUAAUAAAGGGGGAAACAGAUGAGCUGUUAAGGACAUGACGCCAUCAGUAGACCUCUCCAUCUGUCUUCUGACGCUUCUAAUUCCGCUGACCCUCAGUGGAAAGGUACUGGUAUUUCCACAAGAUGGAAGCCACUGGGUAAACAUGAAGGUGCUGAUCGAGGAGCUCCAUGCGCACGGCCACGGUGUGACGGUCGUCCGACCCGCAGACAGCUGGUACAUCCAGGAGCACUCCCCCUACUAUACCUCGCUCACCAUAGACAUCGCUGCCGGAGCAGAUGAGGCUUUCUUCAGCUCAUUCGUGUCCAGACAGCUGCAGAUUCAAAGGGAGGGAUCCUCCGUUUGGACUCGGCUCGCUUUGGACAUGGAGCUCAAGGAGAAGUUCUCGGAGGUUCACCACAAGGUCUGUGAGAUGGUGGCACAGAUGCUGGGGGACCCUGAGCUGGUGCAGGCUCUUCAGGACGCCAGGUACGACUUGGUUUUAACAGACCCUGCCAACGGCGGAGGAGUGGUACUGGCCCACUACCUCAAACUGCCACUCAUCUUUAACGUGCGGUGGACGGUGCACGGCGAGGGUCAUUUUGCCAUCGCUCCCUCGCCGCCUUCGUAUGUUCCAUUCCCCGUGGCCAAACUGACCGAUCAAAUGACUUUUGUUCAGAGAGUACGCAACUUUCUCAUGUAUGGCUUCAGGAUGUUUCUUUACCGCCGUACUGUUGGGCCGCCCUAUUCGGCCUUGGUUAACAGGUACUUUGGUCCAGACGUAGACUACUUUGAGCUAUUUCAGGCGGCAGACAUUUGGCUGAUGAGAGUCGACUUUGUGUUUGAGUUCCCACGCCCCACUAUGCCUAACGUUGUUUACAUGGGUGGGUUCCAGUGUAAGCCAGCAAAGCCCCUUCCUCAAGACCUGGAGGACUUUGUACAGAGCUCUGGAGAACAUGGGGUCAUCAUCAUGUCUUUGGGUACCUUGGUGGGGCAGCUUCCGAGGGAUAUUGCUGAUGAGAUAGCUGUUGCAUUUGCUCAGCUGCCACAGAAAGUAAUUUGGAGAUACCCUGGCGACAGACCAUCUGCUCUGGGAAACAACACCUUACUGGUGAAGUGGUUGCCUCAGAAUGACCUAUUAGGACAUCCCAAGGUCAAGGUCUUUGUGUCUCAUGGGGGCACCAAUGGUAUCCUAGAAGCCAUCUACCAUGGGGUGCCAAUAGUUGGCAUUCCCUUGAUAUUUGAUCAAGCAGACAAUCUUUCCAAAAUGCAAGCUAAAGGUGUGGCGACCGUAGUGGACAUUGCCUCUUUGGACAGAGGGGUGUUCCUCCAGGCUUUACAGGAAGUGCUCCAUGAGCCGUCCUACAGGGAGAACAUGCAGAGGCUCUCCAGGCUGCACAGAGACCAGCCAAUGAAGCCCCUGGACCGAGCCCUCUUCUGGAUUGAGUUUGUAAUGAGACACAAAGGUGCUGCUCACCUGCGCACAGAGUCCUACAAAAUGCCUUGGUACACCUACCACUCAGUGGACGUAAUACUGUUCUUGCUUGCUGUCAUGACUACUUUUGUGGCUACUUUUGUUUUUGGAAUGAAAUUUCUGUGCACCAGGAUUUGUUGCAGAUACAAGUCAAAACAAGACUAAUAUGAAUAGAUACUAAAUAUUAAUAUUAAUAUAAAUGUAAAUAUAAAUGACUAAUGUAGAUUUAUAAAUAAUAGGCCAGUAUAAUAUAAUAUAAUUAC
Molecule: messenger RNA, 2020 nt
Organism: Clupea harengus (Atlantic herring)
Lineage: Eukaryota; Metazoa; Chordata; Actinopteri; Clupeiformes; Clupeidae
Product: UDP-glucuronosyltransferase 2A1-like
Exons: 2
Coding region: 342-1922 (526 amino acids)
Source: RefSeq, a predicted model, not a curated record